Cuscuta epithymum is the source of this 2533-nucleotide messenger RNA. The record is from the annotation of a GenBank genome assembly. NCBI's taxonomy places the organism in Eukaryota, Viridiplantae, Streptophyta, Magnoliopsida, Solanales, Convolvulaceae.
GUAAUAUCGAACCACCUACAUUGCCCAUUUUCCUGAACUACAUAAGAUCUUAUCGACGACUGCACGUCUACGCACUCACAAUUUGAUCAUACAAAUAACUUUCUUACUUGAAGCUGGACACCACCUUCGCCUCCAGUUGAAAGUAUUUGACUCAACAGGUCUCGAAGUCCAACAGUGAAUACUGCAUCAAUCAUCAAUCAAGUCAUUGUUGAUCUUGCAGUAAGCUCAUAGUUAUGAGACCAUUUCAGUAUUUGUAAGAACUGAAGACGGGGGGUGAAGCUUUUGUUGGUACAGUACUAAAGCUAAUUAAAAGAUGAGAGUGAGAUCAGAUGGAUUGCAGAGAAAGCGGUUGCUAACUUCUGUAGCUGUUACCGGAAUCUUCCUUGUUUUUCUUUAUGUGGUAUUUGGCUCUAAGAGCAGUGGUGAGUCUGCUCUAGAGUACGGAAGCUGGUCUUUGAGGAAACUAGGGUCUUCUUACUUAGGUGGAGAUGAUGAAGGUGAUACUACUAAGCAAGAUGAAAAAAUUGGACUGGAUGAUGGCAAUGAUGGCAUUUUUCUGAAAAGCUUUCCUGUUUGUGAUGAUCGGCAUUCAGAACUAAUACCCUGUCUAGACAGACAUCUCAUAUACCAAAUGCGAUUAAAGUUGGACUUAUCCUUGAUGGAACACUAUGAAAGACAUUGUCCUUUGCAAGAAAGGCGGUACAAUUGCAUGAUUCCUCCUCCCCCCGGGUACAAGAUACCUAUUAAGUGGCCUAAAAGUAGAGAUGAGGUGUGGAAAGCAAACAUACCUCAUACCCACCUUGCUCAAGAGAAAUCAGACCAGAACUGGAUGGUUGUCAAGGGUGAAAGGAUUAUAUUUCCAGGAGGAGGCACUCAUUUCCACUACGGAGCUGACAAAUACAUUGCUUCAAUUGCUAACAUGCUGAAUUUUUCAAAAAAUAUAUUGAACAAUGAGGGAAAUGUACGCACAGUUUUUGAUGUCGGUUGUGGUGUUGCGAGCUUUGGAGGCUAUCUUCUUUCAUCUGAUAUAAUAGCAAUGUCCUUAGCACCAAAUGAUGUGCAUCAGAAUCAGAUCCAGUUUGCCUUGGAAAGAGGAAUUCCGGCAUCUCUUGGUGUUCUUGGAACAAAGAGACUUCCUUAUCCAAGCCGUUCAUUUGAGUUUGCUCAUUGUUCUCGUUGUAGGAUUGAUUGGUUGCAAAGGGAUGGAAUUCUUCUUCUCGAGUUAGACAGAGUUCUUAGACCAGGAGGCUAUUUUGCCUACUCCUCUCCAGAGGCAUACGCACAGGAUGAAGAUGAUCUUAGAAUAUGGAGACAAAUGAGUGCACUUGUAGAACGCAUGUGUUGGAAGAUAGCUGCCAAGAGGAACCAAACUGUCAUUUGGGUUAAGCCUCUAAAUAAUGACUGUUACCAGGAAAGAGAACCAAACACCAGGCCACCUCUAUGUCGCCCUGAUGAUGAUCCUGAUGCAGUGUGGGGGGUUCCAAUGGAGGCAUGCAUAACACCUUAUUCUGAUCAUGACCACAAAACCAAGGGAAGUGGAUUGGCACCUUGGCCAGCUCGAUUAACCACACCUCCUCCCCGGCUUGCUGAUUUUGGGUAUUCAAACGCAAUGUUUGAAAAGGAUACGAAACUUUGGCAGCGGAGAGUUGAUGGUUACUUGAGGAUUCUGAGUCCCAGAAUUUCAUCAGACACUGUUAGGAAUAUUAUGGACAUGAAGGCAAACAUGGGUUCGUUUGCAGGUGCUCUCAAGGACAAGGAUGUAUGGGUAAUGAAUGUUGUUUCUGAAGAUGGACCCAACACACUCAAGAUUGUAUAUGAUCGAGGCCUCAUUGGCACAAUCCACAACUGGUGCGAAGCCUUUUCAACAUAUCCUAGGACGUAUGAUUUGCUGCAUGCAUGGACCAUAAUUUCUGACGUUGAGAAGAAAGGUUGUAGCAGUGAGGAUCUGUUGCUUGAGAUGGAUCGUAUCUUAAGGCCUACCGGCUUUAUUAUCAUCCGGGAUAAACAGCAUGUGAUUGACUUUGUAAAGAGGUAUAUGCAAGCAUUGCAUUGGGAAGCUGUUGGAACUGGCGGUGAUUCAACAUCAGACCAGGAUCAGGAGGGAGAUGAUGCUGUAGUGUUUGUCAUUCAAAAGAAGCUAUGGCUUACUAGUGAAAGCAUUAGAACUACAGAUUAGUAGAAACAUAAAUACUUCUCAAGUCCUUCCCCAAGUACACCCUUUCACUAUUUCAAAUCCUUCACUCCGCUCCUUGCUAAAAAAAAAGCAUCAUAUAGAGUGAUAUAGGCAACCUUUUACUAUUUCAAAGUAAGCGUGUUAACAUGAUAUAUUUUUAAGUACAAGACUACAAGGGAUGGAGUAAAGCAGAGUGCCUGAACACCAUGAGAUAUCAGCUGCACUUUGCUCCCAACGUUGCUUAUUUCUUCACUCGUUUUUAUCACUAGGUUGUAUUUUGCUACAUGUUUUAGUUUUGUGCUUUACUUGAAGUUAUACGGACAAGUUGAUUUUCUUCAUUAAUGAUUUGUGUUAGUUGGA